AUGUCGGCUCGAUAUUCCUUGCGACAGACUCCCAAGAAGACGGUGCAUCUUGGCUUUGUAGAGACUCCUCGCGUGCGCAGACCUAAUAAGCGAAAGCUCCAAUUCCCCGAAGACGUGGGCGACGGCGACGGCGACGACUCGUCUUCCGCGACUGACCUCUCCUCCACCCUUAAAGUCGCGUCCACCCUCAGAGUCGCGUCAAAUUCUACCUCAACGCCAACGUCAACACGAUCGAGAACGCCCAGUCGCAAAGUCAGCAUGGCAAAGGACGCAACGACCAAUGGCUACGCUGCUAAUGGCGCGACGGCGAUUCAUCCGAAUGGAGGCACAAGCAGCAGCGCCAUCAACAGGGCGGCGAAGGAGACUGACAUGGAUACAGAAACAGACUUGGGCACCCUUGAGGGGAAGGUUGUAGAUAGCUGGAAGGUCGGCAGCGAUCCCAAGAUCGAUUCGACGGGCCACUUCGACUUUGGCGGCUCGUUCGGUGUCACGGCCAUGAUGAUCGGAUUCCCGCUGCUCAUGUACUACAUGUGGAUUGGCGCUACCUUUUACAAUGGCCAAUUUCCAAGGCGCGCCGCUGGCCAGUCCAUGGGCGAAUUCCUCCAGCAGAUGGGCCGUCUGGCCUACACGCAUGCCUUCCCUCACGCCUACGCCUGGACCAUCUACUGGGUGUUCUUGGUUGUCCAGGCUGCCUUCUAUUGUCUCCUGCCCGGCGUCUGGACCUACGGCAAGCCGAUUGCUCACGAGGGUGGUAAGCAGCUACGCUAUUACUGCUCCGGCAUGUGGUCGUUCUACACGACGAUUGUCAUCGGGGCGACGAUGCACUACACCGGCCUGUUCAAGCUCUACACUAUCAUCGACGAAUUUGGACCCAUCAUGUCUGUGGCCAUCUGUUCCGGCUUCUUGGUUUCAAUCGUCGCAUAUUUCUCUGCCAUUGCGCGUGGAGCCCAACACCGCAUGACCGGGUACCCUCUCUACGAUUUCUUCAUGGGCGCCGAGUUGAACCCCCGCCUCUUCGGCAUUCUGGACUUCAAGAUGUUCUUCGAGGUUCGUCUUCCCUGGUACAUCCUCUUUGCUAUCUCCUGCGCUACCGCUGCUCGCCAAUACGAGAAUUUUGGAUACGUCUCUGCCGAGGUCUGGUUCUUGGUCUUGGCUCACUUUCUGUACGCGAACGCGUGCUCCAAGGGCGAGGAGUGCAUCACUACAACAUGGGACAUGUACUAUGAGAAAUGGGGCUUCAUGUUGAUUUUCUGGAACUUGGCCGGUGUACCUCUCAGCUACUGCCACUGCACUAUCUAUGUCGCCAACCACCUGGACACAAUCACCGACUACCCCUACAGAACCCCCUUCCUCGUCGUUCUCUUCACAUCCUACCUCUUCAUAUACUGGAUCUGGGAUACGACCAACUCGCAAAAGAACCGCUUCCGUUCCCAAGAACGCGGUACUUUCACUGACCGCAGGACCUUCCCGCAACUCCCAUGGCAAACCGUCAAGAACCCCCGCACCAUCGAGACGGAGUCCGGAGAUUCCAUCUUGGUCGAUGGAUGGUAUGGAUAUGCGCGCAAGCCUCACUAUACGUGUGAUGCUUACUUUGCUAUCACGUGGGGCUUGAUUACGGGAUUCAGCAGUCCGUUCCCAUGGUUCUACCCUGUGUUCUUCUGCCUGAUGAUCGUGCACCGUGCGUACAGAGAUAUUCAGCGCUGUAAGGUGAAGUAUGGGGAGAGCUGGACCGAGUACGAGAAACUGGUGCCGUACCUGUUUAUUCCUUACGUCAUCUAA
Messenger RNA from Drepanopeziza brunnea f. sp. 'multigermtubi' MB_m1, 1779 nucleotides. RefSeq lists its product as uncharacterized. Lineage: Eukaryota; Fungi; Ascomycota; Leotiomycetes; Helotiales; Drepanopezizaceae. The record is from RefSeq and is a predicted model, not a curated record. Gene Ontology annotation, molecular function: Delta24(24-1) sterol reductase activity. Gene Ontology annotation, cellular component: endoplasmic reticulum membrane. Gene Ontology annotation, biological process: ergosterol biosynthetic process.